AGUGAUACCCUCUUCUCCGUUCUGCUCGCUGCACGUACCUGACAUCUUGCGUGUGCCGCCAUGGUUUACAGUAGCAGAGCAAGCAGCAGCAGCCGCACCCUCUCUAUCAUUGUUCCUGCUCACUGGGACGGUACUCCACGUCCAGCAUGGUGUCCACUUGCACAUGAUGAUCGACAGAUGGAGCUUGCAGAAAAGCACUAAUGAUUGGGCAGAAUGAGGACAUGAGAGGACCCGGACGGCCACAGGGUACCUUAGCAGUCGACGUCCAGCCCGUCCGCUGUCCUCGGUCGUCCCGUACCUGAAUGAUGACCGCGGCUGCCUCUGUCGAUGGGGGUAUUUCAGUGGACGCUUUCCCGUUCCGACCGUGCUUACUCGUCGAUCCACGAUCGCCAAGCUCAGCUUAAGCUCCCCCUCACUCGGUUCCAAGUAGUUCUUGGCCACGGAAGAAGGCAAGAUGCAGCAAAGCGAGAUCCUCAGAAGGGCCGACGACUGUGGCAACGGCGGCGGCGCGGAUAGCUACACUGGGCUUCGUAUCGCGUCGGUCUUCAUCGUGAUGGCGACGUCGAUGUUCGGCGCGCUGUUCCCCGUCGUAUCGCGCAAGACGGGCUGGCUGCACGUCCGCAUACCGACGGCGGUGUUCCAGGUCGCGAAGUACUUUGGCAGCGGGGUCAUCAUUUCAACCGCAUUCAUCCACCUGCUGGAUCCAGCCAUCAGUUCUCUCAGCUCUCCAUGUCUGCCCUCAUCAUGGCAGGAAUACCCCUACGCGCUCGCAAUCUGCCUUGUCAGUAUCUUUAUGAUCUUCUUGAUCGAGAUCAUUGCAUUCCGGUGGGGCACGGCGGUCCUUGCAAAAAUUGGCAUGGUACAUGAUCCUCACGGACACGGACUUCCCAACGGAGGCCACGCCGCUCACGGACCAGAGCAUCGCCGCCCUAGCAAAGAAACCCCCCGCGAUGCGAAGGACGCCGACUCAGUCAAAGAGGAGGAUCGUGAGGAUCUAGAAGGCCUUCCUCAGCUUGAAAAGGGCGAGCCUUCCUCUCCGGUCGCGCAGAUCCUCGGAAUCGCUAUCCUGGAGUUUGGUGUUCUGCUCCAUAGCGUCUUCGUGGGGCUCACCCUUGCCGUCAACGCCAACUUCAAGAUACUCUUUGUCGUGAUUAUCUUCCACCAAAUGUUCGAGGGGCUCGGAGUUGGUUCUCGGCUCGCAUACAUGGAGCUCCCACCAGCCUACAGCUAUGUGCCUUUCCUAGGUGCAGGCCUAUACGGGAUCACCACUCCAGUCGGUAUCGCAGCCGGCCUCGGCGUGCGUGCGUCGUACAACCCGCACGGCACCACGGCAGACAUCGUCGGCGGAAUUCUGGACGCGUUCAGUAGCGGUAUCCUGAUCUACACCGGGCUCGUGGAGCUGAUGGCGCACGAGUUCAUCUUCAGCAAAGAGAUGACGGAGGCGUCAAAUCGGCACCUCGCUUUCGCGCUGGCCUGCAUGAUCCUCGGUGCGGGCCUCAUGUCGCUCCUGGGAAAGUGGGCAUAAGCGAUACGCUGACCACAUGUGUCCAAGCAAAGUCAUCAUGGCGACCCCGGCUCGUAAUUAGAUGGAUAUGUGGCGCAGCCGAGCAGCGUUCGCGUUCACUAGCCGUUCUUGGCCUCAUGCAUAUGUCCAGCAGACACAUCUUUUCAUAUGGCUCCAAUGAUCGUCCAUGUCUGCCAUUCCAGUGUCCCUUCGGAGCCUAAGACUGAAUGGACAUAAGCGCGUGAAUCAUAACUUUAAAACCCUCA
Molecule: messenger RNA, 1770 nt
Organism: Laetiporus sulphureus 93-53
Lineage: Eukaryota; Fungi; Basidiomycota; Agaricomycetes; Polyporales; Laetiporaceae
Product: ZIP-like iron-zinc transporter
Exons: 8
Coding region: 455-1525 (356 amino acids)
Biological process (GO): zinc ion transmembrane transport
Cellular component (GO): plasma membrane
Molecular function (GO): zinc ion transmembrane transporter activity
Source: RefSeq, a predicted model, not a curated record